Messenger RNA from Didymodactylos carnosus, 1176 nucleotides. The record is from the annotation of a GenBank genome assembly. NCBI's taxonomy places the organism in Eukaryota, Metazoa, Rotifera, Eurotatoria, Philodinida, Philodinidae.
AUGACUACUAAUAUAGAAACAACAUUCAAAACAUUAGUAUGUUUUAUUGUUUGUGACAGUGGUCCAGCAGGACAUUUUGCUGCAUUUUCGAAGAGCUUGUAUCAAGACAAUGGCCCAUAUCAUAUUGAAAUUCAUGCUAGCGGUCCAGCAUUGGCGAAAUUACAGGACAGCAAUUUACCAGAUGGUAUUAAAGUUGUAUCAUUCCAACUAAAUAGACUGGCAUCUACCGAAGAAGAAGAAAAGUUAGCAAAAGAAUUAAAUAAUAAAUGUCAUCAACAAAAUGCUCGUUUGAUUAUAACUGAUAUUGGAAAUAAAUUUGAUAUAAAGCUACAAGAGUUUUCAUCAGCAAUAACAAAUAACAGUUGGACAUAUUAUGAUAAUCCAGAAGUUUUUGUACCAGGUGGCUAUUCACUUAUUGCUCACGAAACAAUAAAAAAAUCUAAAAACGUAUUGUUUGCAAACAUGAAUUUAGCCAAAGCUAAUGGAUUACCUGAUAUCGAUCUAACAAAUAAAACUUUGUAUGGAGUUGGUUAUUACCCAACUGAACAAGCCGAAAUGAUUUAUCGACGACGAAUUACUGAGAAAACAACACAUCGUGCACAAUUUUUUGCGAAACACAAAUUGAAUGAACUACAGUAUCAUCAGAUUUUCGUUUAUUUUGGCGGUAACAAUCAAGUUUACUUUGAACACGCAUUUCCAGCUUUUCUCUCAUUUCUGAGAGAUGCUAUUCAGCAAAACGAAACGACAUUUCUGUUUUUAAUUCAACAACAUCCAGCAGCUAAACAAGAGAAUUUAGAUGGCAAAAUGGUAACAAAAUUAAUGCAAGAUAAUAACAUUAAAUGUUCCGUUCUUCUUUCUGACUUAACAAGUGAUCAGGCACAAAUCUUAGCCGACGGCGCGAUGUAUUAUCAGACAAGUAUGGGACCACAAUUUGCAUUAGCCGGUAUUCCUGUAAUGCAAGUUGGACAUGACAUUUAUGAUGAUGUUCUAGUUAGAAAUCGUCUUAGUUAUACAGCCACAGAUUCACACGAAUUCAUUGCAGGACUCCGUAAAAUGCAGCAACAAAACACAAAUGAUGAUAACGAUAAACUAAAUGAGCAAAAGCAGCUGAUUUAUCAAGCGAUUGGUUACAACCCGAACUGGUCGAAAAACUUGGAAGAAUUAAUUAAACGCUAA